Chaetomium fimeti is the source of this 1593-nucleotide messenger RNA. RefSeq names its product zinc knuckle-domain-containing protein. Gene Ontology annotation, molecular function: zinc ion binding; nucleic acid binding. Lineage: Eukaryota; Fungi; Ascomycota; Sordariomycetes; Sordariales; Chaetomiaceae. The record is from RefSeq and is a predicted model, not a curated record. The transcript is spliced from 3 exons. Bases 359 to 1258 code for a protein of 299 amino acids.
ACGGGAGAUCAACUUCGCAUCAAUCACAAACCAAGGUCAACGCGCAAACCAAGGAUCUCUCAACUUUUUGGUUUCAACACUGGUCGCUUCUCUAUUGCACUUUCUAUCAUAUAGUAUCAGUCGGUAAACCAGCGAACCCAGCGCUGAGUGACUGCAAGUUGUAACAUUCCGGCGCCUCAUCAAUCUUGCAGCACGCAGCACGCAUCAAUCACCCUUUGACGGCUAUCAACUGGCUGGUCUUAUUUACCAUCGUUCACUACCCUCCCGCUUUGACUUUUGUGGUUGAACUAUAAGCGUCGGGGUGCAGACUUAUCUGGCCACCAACAGAACGGAGCAAUUCCUUCAUACUAAAGCCGAGAUGCAUUCCUUCCGAGGCCGUAGCGGGCCAUCGAAGGCUACCCCGUCAAAUGUGCAGUGCCAAAAGUGCCUGAAGAGAGGCCACUACUCGUACGAAUGCAAAUCGGUACCGCAAGAACGCCCCUAUAUUGCCCGGCCUUCCCGCACACAGCAGCUAUUCAACCCUAAGCUGCUUCCCAAACUCGCAAGUGACACACCGAAUGCUUUACAGGAGAAGAAAGGGGUAGCUGAUGAAGAGCUGGCUAAGCGGGAGGCAGAAAGGGCCCGGAAACGGGAGCGGGAGUUGGACGAGGACGCCGCGUUGAGGGACUCGCCACCACCCAGGCGGCAAAGGUCGCCGUCAUAUGAUUCAGUCUCCAGUAUCUCUACCCGAUCCCCGUCUCCAGCCCCGAGACGGAGCCCCAGUCCCGAGCGUCGGGAGAGGCGGCGGGAUUCCCGGAGUCCUUCCCCUCGGGGUCCCCAGGGCCGCAAGUCGUCCUACGACUCGGGCGGCCGCUACUCCCGCGGCCCCUCAGAAAGCCCAGCACGCGGCUACCAGGCCAGAGGCUCACGGGCGCCACUUUCUCCUUCGCCUCAACGCUCUCCCCCACCGAGACACGAACGCGCUGGUCGCGAUGCGAGACGGCAUGGCUCUCCUGGGCCCGAGACUCGUGGAAGGGACUCGUAUGCGAGGCGCACAUAUUCGAGUUCCAGAUCUAGAUCCCCAGUGAGACGGGAGGAUAGGGGGGACGGACAUGGUGCUGGCCGUUAUAGGGAUAGGGAGGAUCGCGGCCACCGGGGAAGGAGCCCAUCGCUCCCGCCACCCCCGCCGGCCCGGCAGCCCUCCCCUCCGCGGGAAAGAAGCCUUAGCCCCUUCAGCAAACGGUUAGCUCUGACGCAGGCCAUGGGCAGGGGUAGAUGAGGAUAGGAAUUCCGGGUAUCAUACUAUGCCAUACUUUUUGUAGGAUCCAUGUAGCUCACCGGCAGCCCCAAAUAAAACAACACCAAUCCGCAAAAACAGUCCCAUAUCCGUACAGGGCGCCCAAUUAUGCAAUGCCCAUAUCUUAAACCCAGACGAUGCCAGUGACCAAUGUACCUUUCAAGCCAUCCCAAACUCAGCCGCCUCCGCCUCCCUCUCCCUCCGAUUCUCCUCCUCCUCCUCCCUCUCCCGCAACCUCAUCCCCUCCACAAGCGCCGCCCCAUCCAACAUACCCUCCGCCUCCGCAUCCCCCUCAUCCCCCCCUUGUUUCCCACCCC